Molecule: messenger RNA, 684 nt
Organism: Prorocentrum cordatum
Lineage: Eukaryota; Dinophyceae; Prorocentrales; Prorocentraceae
Source: the annotation of a GenBank genome assembly
GUGGUCGAGGACAUCGGCGCCGCCGACGAGGUCGCCGUUUCCUUCGUCGGCCAGUGGAGGGAGAACGCUGCCGAGUCCGAGAACGACGCGCCCUUGGACCGCGCGCUCGCCCUGGGGCCCGACGACGAGGAGGGCGUCGAGGAAGCGAGCGCGACGGCCGAAGCUUCCCGCGGCUUCUCACCCGCGGGCGCUGAUCGCGCAGGUCUCGAGCAGGACGUCGGGGCCAUCGAGCUGGAGGUGCGCGGCGUGAUCGUCGCCGGCGGUUCUCGGUUCUUUCACUUGAAGUGGGCGUCGCCGGGGACGGCGGGUCGCCCGCUGCUGCCGAGCCGCGUUGCUUCGUCGCAAGCAUCCAGGUGCGGCGGGACCUCGCCGCGAAGAGCACCGUGGGUGCACUUCGCGCUCUUGUCCAGUUUUGUUCUUUGCGCGGGGUUGAUGUGCAUCUUCGGGGUCAGCGUCGGCGCCGACAACGGGGCGCGCGCGGAGGCGCUCAUUUGUUCCACCGCGUCUCGGAGCCACCGCGUCGAUGAAACGGGCGACGCGUUCUCCAGGGAGUGGCUGGCAGGCCGCGGGCUGUGGCGGCGCCGGGAGGAUGCGCUGCUCGCCAGGCGCGGGGCGGUCGAUGUCGCCGUCUCCACGGCAGCGGUUGGCGCGUUUGUCGCAGCCGUUGUCGACGACCUGCUGCAG